Messenger RNA from Adineta ricciae, 861 nucleotides. The record is from the annotation of a GenBank genome assembly. Lineage: Eukaryota; Metazoa; Rotifera; Eurotatoria; Adinetida; Adinetidae.
AUGGGUACCGUAUCAGAGGCUGGCGCUGCUGGGAUCUCCCAGGAACAAAACAAGGGCGAUAUGGCCAAUGAAUUGACUUCGACAGGCAAUGAAGAGUGCUCAACAAAAACGUCACUUCUCUUUUCACUUCACGAAGAAGUUGGUGCUUUAGCUAAAGCACUUCAUGUAUUCGAGAAACAUGGUGUCAAUUUACUUCAUAUUGAAUCACGAUCGUCUCGUCAAAAUAAAAGUGAUCAUGAAUUUUAUGUUGAAUGUGAUAACACGAGAGGCAGUGUUGCCAAUGCAAUUAAACAAUUAUAUAAAGAAUCGAAGUACCUUCAUAUACUUCCACGUGCUCAUAAAACAUUGGGUGAAUCUGUACCUUCGUUUCCGCGAAAAAUUCAUGAUUUAGAUCAAUUUGCUAAUCGUGUAGUCUCACUUGAUUCAGGAGUACAUUCUGAUUAUCCUGGUCUUCAUGAUCCGGUCUAUGUUAAACGCCGAAAAGAAUUCGCUGAUAUAGCUCAUCAAUAUCGACAUGGUCAAUCGAUUCCACGUAUUACUUACACAGAACAAGAAAUUGCAAUAUGGGGAACCAUAUUUCGUGAACUAGCUAAACUUUAUCCAACACAUGCAUGUAAAGAAUUUAACAAUAUUUUCCCAUUAUUGAUUGAGAAUUGUGGUUAUAAUGAAACGAAUAUACCUCAAUUAGAAGAUGUAUCACAAUUUCUUCAAAAACGUACAGGUUUUCGACUUNAAUGGCUCUUACUGCUUCUUCUUUCGUUAGUAGAUAUUUGCUAUGGAAUUACGCGCAAUGCUACUCCCAGUUUAAUCGUGAAAACCGCACAUCUCUCUCUAUCGGUUUCCUCUCUUGAAUUAUUAUAA